Pichia membranifaciens NRRL Y-2026 is the source of this 351-nucleotide messenger RNA. RefSeq lists its product as hypothetical. The record is from RefSeq and is a predicted model, not a curated record. NCBI's taxonomy places the organism in Eukaryota, Fungi, Ascomycota, Pichiomycetes, Pichiales, Pichiaceae. The annotation marks the transcript as partial. The transcript has a single exon.
CUGUGAUUGGAGCGAUAGCCAUGUUGCGUGUGUGUCUGUGUGUCUGUGCUGUUGUGUGGAGACUCCCAAGCCGGACUGUCAGACACUUCCCCGUUCUCUUCUGGCUCGUCACUGUUUGUGCAAACAAGCAAAAAAAAUGCUGUAAACCGACAUGCCCUCACCGCUGCCUGCCUGCCUGCCUGCCUGCCCGUCUGACUAUCGCUGCCUCUUUCUCUCACCACCCGCCAGACUGCGCACCCAUUCCACCCGUACACCCGCCAGCUCCGCCAAUGAGAACGCCCGCUUUUCGCAACACGUCGCCAAAACAGGCCCUCUCGCUCUCGCGCUUAGGUAAGCGGGGGCCCGUCUGCU